CAAAAGUACUGCAGAAGAGUGGAUCUUUGAUGCUGUAAACUAAGUUCGGAUCACGAGCCAAGGAAGUCUGUAGCGAGACAUCACCUGGGGGCCAGUGUCAAUGCCAGAAGCCCGACCGCAAGCCCCUGAGCGCCCCGUUCAUAGGGGCACAUGGUAUCUUCGUCCGUUGGUCUACGGUCGAAGCAUCGCUGCACUCAUGGAUCGAGCAACCAUCCUCCGGUCGCUGAUCGCUGGUUCUGGAGGUCCGUGAUCUCCGGCUCCUCUAGACCGGGACAGUGCAAACGGUCUGCCAAUCUGGUGCCCCGGUUGGCAUCCGUUCAUCACAAUAGCGGAUAUUUGCUUCUUUGUCCGACAUCAAGUCAGCCGCGCGUGGCAGAGGGAGUCUGGUUGGUGGUCGAGGCCGGAAGAUGGAGGGGUUCUGUCCAUUUCCGUCCCGGUGGCGCCGUCUCGUCCCCUACUCGGCCGUCCAUCGUCGACCUUUCUUUGUUGCUCGUCGCCGACCCAAGGAGAUGGAUAGCCAUCGGUUUGGACCGCGACUGGAUAGAUGCGCUCGGAGCGUGCUGGAUGCAUGUGUGGGAACGGAGGGAGCUCGGAGAGUCGGAUAUCGUCGCGCUGGGCCGUCGACCCUGGAUGGGCCUGGCGUACCAUUUGUGGCAGGGGGCAUACAGAGUUCAAGAGGUCGACGGGGUCCAGGUGCCCCUGUCCCGGAUCGAUGCACGAUAGGAGGGAGGCCCUGCUGGCUACUUCGUGUGGCUGUGCGAAAGUCUAUUCUGUAUUGGCGUAUCUAUCUCCUUGACAACCUGGCAAUCCAUGUCGUCCAUACUAUAGAGUUCCUCCUCGGAAUCAAAUCCCCU
This is a messenger RNA of Aspergillus ibericus CBS 121593, 854 nucleotides long. RefSeq lists its product as uncharacterized. The record is from RefSeq and is a predicted model, not a curated record. NCBI's taxonomy places the organism in Eukaryota, Fungi, Ascomycota, Eurotiomycetes, Eurotiales, Aspergillaceae. Bases 151 to 723 code for a protein of 190 amino acids. The transcript has a single exon.